ACCGUGUUCUGACAACGAUCCUCAAAGAGCAUCAACGAUGGCCGCCGCACGCCGCCUCAUCAACCUCGUGAGCGACACGGUCACGCAGCCCUGCGCGCGCAUGCGCCAGGCGAUGGCCAAUGCGAUCGUCGGCGACGAUGUGCAUGGCACGGACCCGACGGUGCUCAAGCUCCAGGAAGCUGCCGCGGACCUCCUCGGCAAGCCACGUGCGCUCUUUGUGCCAUCCGGUACGAUGAGCAACCUCAUCGCUGUCGGCGCGCACUGCCAGCGUGGCGACGAAGUCAUCUUGGGCAAGAAGUCGCAUAUCUUUACGUACGAAGGCGCGGGCGUGAGCGCCUACUUGGGCGUCGGCAUGAACACGGUGCCGACGCAAGCGAAUGGCAACCUCUUGGCCGCAGACAUUGAGAGCGCGAUUCGAGACGACGACCCGCACUACCCACGGACGACGCUGGUCGCUGUCGAGAAUACCCACAACACGUGUGGCGGGCGCGUCGUUCCGACCGAGUCCAUCAAUGACAUUGCGGCCGUUUGCGCACGCCACAACCUCAAGAUGCACAUGGAUGGUGCGCGCCUCGCCAAUGCCAGCGUCGCGCUGCAGUCGCCGCUGCGGGACCUCGUGGCGUCGGUGGACUCAAUUUCGCUGUGUCUGAGCAAGGGGCUUGGUGCGCCUGUCGGAUCGAUCCUUGCCGGCGACGACGAGCUCAUGCACAAGGCGAUGCGGCUGCGCAAGUCGCUGGGCGGCGGCAUGCGCCAGUCGGGCGUCCUCGCGGCGGCGGGCUUGGUGGCCCUCGAGCACAACAUUGAGCGUCUUGCGGUGGACCAUGCGAACGCCAAGGUGCUCGCCCAAGGCCUCGCGACCAUUCCCGGCAUCGUCGUCGACGUCGCCAACGUCGAGACCAACAUGGUGUACUUUACAUUGGACGCGCACGCGCUUGCGAAUGACGUUUUCCUCGGCCGGAUGAAGGAGCUCGGCGUUCUCCUCGGCGGUGGCUAUGGCAAGGCGCACAACCAAAUUCGCGCCGUGACGCACCUGGACGUGACGGCCGACGACAUUCAUGCCGUGCUGCAGGCCGCCAACACCGUCCUUUCCACGCAAACCUAAGUCGCCUUUAUGGUGGCACCGUUGUGGAGGACCCUGAUGAGAGUCUUGGGUCUCUCUCCGCUGCGUGGGCGAGUAGCUCACCAUGAAUGCUCGACUAAGCGUUCAAGAGACUAUCGUUUAAGUCACUCGGAACGAGUAGACAUGAUUGUUUUAGUACAAAAAGUGUAGUUGAG
Messenger RNA from Saprolegnia diclina VS20, 1275 nucleotides. RefSeq lists its product as hypothetical. NCBI's taxonomy places the organism in Eukaryota, Oomycota, Saprolegniomycetes, Saprolegniales, Saprolegniaceae. Gene Ontology annotation, molecular function: L-allo-threonine aldolase activity. The transcript has 8 exons. Bases 38 to 1102 code for a protein of 354 amino acids. Gene Ontology annotation, cellular component: cytosol. The record is from RefSeq and is a predicted model, not a curated record. Gene Ontology annotation, biological process: glycine biosynthetic process; L-threonine catabolic process.